CGGGAGAAGAGGGAAGUUCAGUUUGUUGACAUCGCGGUACGAAAAUCUCGUCUAUUUAUCUGAAGACGCGAAGAAUGAAUGGAUAUAGGUGACUUUUGCUCGGUGGAGAUACAAAUUUUAUGACUACACGACUUACACUUACACGAUUUCUCUUAGCUCCCAAGUAAAUUUGCCUGGACAAGCAGCCAAAUGUCUGAGCUGCAGCCACUGAGCCAGCCCCAACAAACAGCAGAGCCCUUGUUAAAUGUCCAGGAGAUGCAGUUCUGGCUGGACAAAGCAGUGGCUUGGGGCCAGGCUGACAGUCCAGACACUCAGAAAGACACCUGUCUGCACUUGAACAGACUGAGGGAUUUCCUGCAGCAGCUUCUCGCACACAUCAGCAACAUGAGCUCCACAGCAGAAACCAUGAAGAAGCUGCCUCUCUUAGGCCAGUUUUUGGGUCGACUGUGCUGGAACCCGUAUGUCACUGCAGGAGAUACGAGCAGAAACCUGCUGCUCCAGUGUCUGUGGGGACUGUAUUCAGAGCAUCCAAGCAAUGCUGUGGAAAGAAAAGCCAACCAAUGGAUACGGAAAGUGUUGUGUCAGCUUGCUACAGAAGAAGACGAUGGUGUAGCACAGGCGCUAAUGAAGCAUAUGGGUGUACCAGCUAAAGAGUACCAUCUUAACGUCUUGACAAAGAUGGUGGCACUGCUGCAGGAAAACGUUGGGAAGAGUUGCUGUUCUCUGAGCAACAUAAAUCAGAGGUGUUCAUGUGACAAUAUUCUGGCUACUUCAGAUGCUUGUGUUCCCCUGAUUACUUGUCCCGAAGCUUCUCCUCUCAUCGGUGCGUUACUUCAGCAGCCAGUGACUUGUGUCAAAGAAGCUCUCAGCGAAGAUUUUUUGGAUGCUUUGAGUUCUGCCUAUUCAAGCCGGAACUUGUCAUUAGAGGAGCAGGCCUUAGUGUCUUUGUGGCAUCACAGCCUCCCUAGCCUGGAAGAGGCAGUGCUCAGUCUGCUGGAGUCUGUUACCAACACGACGUCAACACCACAGAUGCUACAUCAACAAGUAGCACAGUCUCUGCUGCCUAAAGCUUGUGCUCAGCACUGCUCGCUGUUCUUGGUUACAAAUGACAUCUUCAGAUCCGUCCUUAAGCAAGCUGAAGGAAAUGAAUCCGUUAAGUCACUUGUCCAAACCUUUACUAGGUGUUUCCUGUGGGAGCUGGCACUGCUGCAGCCUCAGACGAGUGUGUCUUUGAAGGCCUUCUUCCCACAGUCGCCUCCGAGUCUGCUGGUUCCCCUCUUGACUCUGCCUUCAGAGAUGCCUCAGGAGUCUUGGAGAAAUCACCUGAACUGGCUCAGUGGCUCAUUACAGAGACUGACAGAGGAGGAAGAGGAGGGAAAUGGAGACAGCAGAAGCACCAGGGGGCACUACAAAGUGUUUGAGACCUGGUUCCUGCUGGUUCAGUGUGCCCACUGGGUGCAGGCGGCUGUCCAGCUGCUGGUCACCUCGCCUGAGGACUGUGGUCCCCUCUUGCGGCUGCUGACCUUCUACCAUCACCCCACCAACAGGUGGCACCACCGAGCUUUACAGCUGGUAGGAGCCAGAGAAGCAUGGGAACACCUACGCUCUGUUUUCUCGGUCUCAGCUCGUCCUCCCAUUGACCGCCUGCAGUCGUUGGUCACUCUGCCGUCAUCACCGGCUCCAUUAUUGACCCUCAGCCUCUUAGUUAAUUUUGCUGUUUUCUGCCAGCAGCCACUGAGUGUUUCAACAGAGAUUUUACAGACGGUGGUGCAUCAUUCUGGUCUGGUUGAUGAAGCAGCAUGUGUUCUCAGCUCACUGGAGCUCAGACUAAGUGAAGGAAGCUGCUUAUCAAACGACAGAGUUCAUCUCAGGAUCAAGGAGCUUCAGAAAACUCUAACACACAUGCAUUAGGCAUGAAGCCACGCUGCGAGGCGAGCGGAGCGCACACGCUUGCUUACUCUGAAACAGGUGAGAGUGCGUAACCCACACACGCACGCAGCAGUCGGUUCAUCUUCGCACUUGGGUUUUUCCAAAGCACGCUUGCGGAAUGACAAAUUGCCGUGCUCUCGUGUAGAUAUGCUGCGGUACAAUGACAGGAGUGUGUCAAAACAACCCAGCGAGGACAGAUUAUGUGGCGAGGCUACAAUUAUACGUACGUACACACACACACAUAACACAACUGCAAGGCCCACAAGGACACUUGAGCGGUGACAGAUCACAGAGCAAAGAAGCAGCAGCUCGUACAACGUGUCGGAGUCCUCCCACUCAUGUAAUUGCCUCACAAUAUAAAUCCUUCACGCUACACAUGCUGACGUCGGUUUUGAAGGAAGGGAAAGCCAAAUGCCAGUUGUCUUUGGAAUUACCGUUUGUGCUACGACUGUUCUUUUAUGGAGAACAUACAAUAUUAGCACAGUAUUAAGGAAAGGAUAAAAUGCAAACAAGUAAUGUCACUUUUUCUGUGUGUGCAUCUUCUAUUGCUUCAUUGUUUGUAAAGGUGUCCUCUUGUGUUUCUGUUCCAAUUGUAAGCAACUGUAAUGUAACUGGUUGACUCCUCCUAGAAUGGGACACAAAUGUCAAAAAAUGCCUAUACAUUUGUGUUUUUGUGAGAAAAAUGAGUGUUUGACAUCAUUCAGGAUCUGUAAUAUUUUGUCUUGUAUUUGACACAUUCUUCUUGUUUGAUAAUAAAUUUUUCAAGUCUCAAAAGUCAAUAAUGGGCUA
Molecule: messenger RNA, 2718 nt
Organism: Acanthochromis polyacanthus (spiny chromis)
Lineage: Eukaryota; Metazoa; Chordata; Actinopteri; Pomacentridae
Gene: fancc
Product: FA complementation group C
Exons: 15
Coding region: 190-1911 (573 amino acids)
Biological process (GO): cellular response to oxidative stress; interstrand cross-link repair; nucleotide-excision repair
Cellular component (GO): Fanconi anaemia nuclear complex
Source: RefSeq, a predicted model, not a curated record